Molecule: messenger RNA, 1960 nt
Organism: Acaulospora morrowiae
Lineage: Eukaryota; Fungi; Glomeromycota; Glomeromycetes; Diversisporales; Acaulosporaceae
Source: the annotation of a GenBank genome assembly
AUGGUUAAAAAUACUACUUGUGAUAGAUGCGGUCUAAAUCUUUCCACUUAUCAGAAAUAUCAACAACAUUUAAAUCGGAAAAAUCCUUGCCGACCUAAGAAUUUUACUCAAGCUCCAAUAGGAAAUCCAGCUAUAGCCCCAGUAGAAAAUCCAGUAUCGACCCCGGAAGGUGAUCUCAUAUCAUUUGAUGAAAAUCCACCAACGCACCAGCCAAGAGAGGCAAGAGAACUGGCUGUCGACCUUUUAACUGGAGAUAUUCCGAAUACAGAAGCUGAGUCAGCUCCUAAUACCUAUAUAGACCAAAAAAAGAGUCCAUUUUUGACAAUAGAUGAAAUAAUAAAAUGGGUAUCAAAACCGGAAAUAAAAAAUAACAAAAAAAUUAGAUCGAAACCAAUUCCUAAAACUGAUGAAGAAUGGUAUUAUUUAAUGGAAACAGAUGAAGAUAAAGAUACAGUAGUGAACCUAUUGAAUCAGAAUAUGAUACAGCAGAUGAAGAUCCAGAUAAUAUCGGAAGCAGAAAAAUUUAAUGAAGGUGAAGUAUGUGAUUAUUACGCAUUUGUUCCCAAAGGAUAUUUUGCUGAAGGUGAGCCAUUAGCUUUCUUUGAAACAAUCGAGGAAAAAAUUGCUAAUGUAUAUAAAAGAGAAUUAGGUUCAAAAGGAGGAUUAAAGCAUGAAACUAUAGAAAUUAUUAGAGAAGAUCGAAUUAACGCAACUAUAGAAAAAGGAUAUAACGAAAUUAUAGACCAGAUUGAGGAUGAAGCAAUACAAGAAUCAGGAUGGUCAUUUGUUCGAGCAGAAGAAGUAUUUCUCGAGAUAAGUGCAUUCAGGCCACUACGUGGUAGUAACUAUUUACCUUUACCAGAAGCUUUGGAUAAACCUCAACUAGGAUUAAUUAAUCCGCAAAAUAAUGAUGAUAACGAGUGUUUUAAAUGGUGUAUAAGUGCAUAUCAUACAAGAGAGGAAGCAUUAAAAGCUAAUAGGAAGCCACCCCAUCUUAAUGAAAUUCGAAGACUUAGGCGAAAUGCGAAUAUUGCUAAUUUUAAUAAUAUAAAUUUUCCUGCCACACUACAUGAUAUAGAUAAAUUCGAAGAAAACAACCCUAAUUAUGCUAUAAAUAUAUUUAGGCCGGUGUAUAAAGAAGUGUUCGGAAAAAUAAAAGUAGAUAUAGAUCCAUUACAUAUCUCUGAAAGAAAUUAUCAAGUCGAACAUAUGAUAGAUUUAUUAUAUUUAACAGAAGGUGAAGAGAAUUUAAAUGAUCGAAAAAAUACAAAUGAUAUACCAGAAGGAUUAAAAACACAUUAUGUAUUUAUAACAGAUUUCAGCCGAUUAAUGCAUAAGUGGAAUAACCAUCAUGGUAAAAAAUAUUUCUGUCGAAAAUGCUUGCGAUUUCCAUAUAGUAGAUUAGAUCUAUUACAAGAACAUAUUCUUACAUGCCCAGGUCCAAGUAAAGCCUCACAACGUUUAAUUCUUCCAGAAGAAGAAGCAAAAGAAAUCGAAGCAGAGGAAAAAGAUAAAGAAGGAAACACUAUAAAAGAAGCAGAACAGAUAGCAGUUUCAUAUGGAUAUACUAUUCAUUGUUCAGAUGGAACAACGCAAAAACCUGUGAUUAAUCGAGAAUCCGAAAAUAUAAUAAAAGACUUAAUGAAAAACCUUCAAGAAGAUCUAGAUAUUAUUUUAGAUAAGCUUCGUAAAAUAGUUCCAUGUGAAAAAAUGACUCCUGAAUUAUGGCGAAAAUAUCAAACGGCAAAUAAGUGCUGGAUAUGUGAAGAAAAAUUACACGAAUCAGGAUACAAUAAAAUUCGGGUAUUCGAUCCAGAAACUAAGAAAUAUUUAGGAGCUUCACAUAGAAAAUGUCACGGAAAAAAAGAAUUGAUUCGAGGUAUACUAGAUGAUGAAGAAAAGAAAACACAUGAUGCGUGUAAAAAAUGUAUGUAUUGUAAAACAAUAUUACCAGAUGAAG